AUGACAGAUUACAGAGUUGAGAGGAGCAGUAUCAGUGAUGAUGAGACUAAAACAAAACAGGGAGACUCACAAAAUAUACCUGGUAACUGGUCAGGCGCCAAGUUCAUCAUGCAGUGUAAAGAGAGUAAAUACAAGAAGGAUAUGUCAUUUAUAGCAAAUGCAGUGAUUAGAAAUAAAAGAGACUCUUGUUUCAGGCUAGUGACCAUAUUUGGCUCUUUGGAUAUAAAAGUUAAAUACCUAGGGGGGGGCUGUCUCUAUCAAUACAUAUCUGUAUAUUUAUAUUUUCAGAAAUUAGAAGAAGUAGGGCAUGAAAUAUAUUCUGAUGGCUGUAGCUGUGGUUGGGACACAUCACAGUUACCAGAAUCACAACACAGUGAUAUCCAUAGAUAUACAUCAGGCACUGUUGUCAGAUGGGUUCAGGGAGAAUGCUAUGUGCUCUUGGCAUCAACUGAGGCUGAUGCAGAAAUGUACCAUGACACAGAGCAAGAAGGACAGGCAGAUGAAGACCAAGAGGGAAAACAUGAAGGAGGUAGGGACAGCAUAGAAGAUUCCUAUGCACAAGAAUAUGCCAGCAGUGAGAAGGAUAGUGUCCAUGACAACAGUCAUCUUGACCAAGAAAGAUGUGAUGACAGUCACUUUAAAGACCAGGAAGAGUCUAUUUCUCCCAGUGCUUCUAGCUGCAAAAGCUCAAAGGAAAGGGAGGAUUUGCCAAGUGGAGAGGAAAAUGAAGAGAGUGAAGACUGCCUGUGCUCUUCCUCAGCAUUACAUGACACAAACAAUCCUGUAAAUAUGACAGAUUACAGAGUUGAGAGGAGCAGUAUCAGUGAUGAUGAGACUAAUAAACAAAAACAGGGAGACUCACAAAAUAUACCUGGUAACUGGUCAGGCUGCCAAGUUCAUUCAUGCAGUGUAAAGGAGAGUAAAUACAAGAAGGAUAUGGUUCAUAAAAUGAACUUUGAGACAUUUAACCAAGGAAAGAAUCACCCCGACAGAGAAGAAUCUGCAGACCUUUCCUAUGGAGGAGAAGACUUGCAAAAAACUAGUGUCAUUAAACAGGAAGUAGAAAAUCUAGAAGAAAGUAUUUCUCCAAAUUCUGAUGCUACAAAUGAAUUUUCAGAAGGAGCUGGCCAUGAGAUCAAUGAUGAAGAACAUGGUGAUAUCAGAACAGAAGUUGACUUACCCUCACUUGAAAACCAAAAAUUUCCAUUGCAGAAAACCAACAAUGGUAAUGAGGAGAUUAGAAGUUACUUGGAAAAUGAAAAUUUAGAAGAUUAUAGGGACAAUAGAAUAUACAAAGGAGCAAUAAGAAAAACUUCAGUUAGUCAGCAGGAAGAAAAUGAGAAAGGAGAAAGCACUGAAGACAUGGAAUUUGAGAAACAAGAUUAUGUUGCCUUCAGUGAAAGCAAGAGUGAUAAUGAAGCAACAAGUGAUAAUGAGAUGAAUGAUGAAAUGGCAAGUGAGACAGCCAUGAGUGAAGAUGAAAUGAGAGAGCCUGUUUCUGACCACAUGGAUCACCUUCAAGAACAGCCUGAAGUUAUUGGUCCGCCGGAGUCUAAUAGGGAGCCUAGCUUAAGAGAAGGCUUAUGUGAAGACAGCAUUGAUGGGGAUAACAGCUGUACUCUCAUCAUCCAUGAGGAGGAGACAGUUGAGGGCCUCUCCAGCUCACACUUCCAAAAGGAUGGAGAUUCACAGGAGAAUAUGAAUUGCAUUUUAGAGGAUAGAACUAAUAGGAUAAUGAAUGAUCAUGAAGAUGCACAGAGUUCAGAUGCAGUUGAUAUUCCCUUUGGAUAUUGUUCAGUGCUCAAGGAUAAAAAAAUGGAAAUCUUUGGCCUGCAGGACCAGACCAGUUUGUGCAAUAGCAGCACCUUGCAGUUACAGAAAAAGGAAAGUAAGGGGAACUAUGUAGCUGAACAGCAAAAUGAGUUUGAGGAUGAUGAUGAAAGCGAUGAUGACUCCAGUUCCGUCACUUCCAGUAGCUCCUCAUCAUCUUCCUCCUCUUCUAGCUCUUCAUCAAGUAGUGAUGAUGAUGACAGGAUAAGUUUCAAGCAGAGAGUGGAAAGAGCUGCCCAGGCUGCCAGAGACCAAGCUGCACGUGAAGCAGAGGCAUCAGCAGCUGCUCUAAUGUCUGCACUGACAAACGAUCAUGUCCCAGACCAGAGCACAGAGAUGCAAAUCAAGGAGCAGUUGACUGAACCACCCAUACAACCUCAAGAGUUACCAGGUCAGACCAAGCCAGAUAAUGCACCAAUCUUAGAGCACAUGGAUUCAGACUCGGCAAGAUCUUCUCCCUCAGAAGACCUGGUCCAGCACAGCGAAGACACAGUAGCUGCCGCGGCUACAAGCUCAGUUUCCCAUGUGUAUGUAGAUCCCCCUGCAGGCUCCCUCCCUCUGACACACCACCUCUCUUGUCAUGAACCCCCUGACAUGUCACACAGUGGACGCGAUCCAGCUGACCUCCAGGCAGCACAAGGUCUGGCAGACUUGCAGAGGGGCCAGAGCUUGAGCCUGAGCAACAAUCCUACAGGCACUGCAUCCAGCUCCAUGACUUUUAUGGUCAAUGAACUACAAGAGAUCCCUCUUGAAAUCAGACGAUCUGUUAGUGGCAAGGGCCUUGAAUGUGUUGUGUGUGGGAAGGUGUUUAACCGCAAGUUGAAGUUAAAGCAGCAUCACCGGACACACACUGGGGAGAGACCCUGGGGAUGCACCACUUGCGGAAAGUCUUUCAGCACUUCAGCUUAUCUGCAGAAGCAUCGCCUGACUUGUCACACUCCAGCACACCAAAGACAGUUUUCUUGUUAUGUGUGCCAUAAGGGCUUUGGAUUAAGAAGUGCUCUACAGGCACACCUUGCAACACAUGCAACAAACAAGCCAUUCACCUGUGACAUUUGCGGGCAGACAUUUGCUCUCAAGCACACAAGAGAUACCCACAAGGCACAACACACAG
This is a messenger RNA of Penaeus monodon (black tiger shrimp), 2944 nucleotides long. RefSeq lists its product as uncharacterized. Gene Ontology annotation, cellular component: nucleus. Lineage: Eukaryota; Metazoa; Arthropoda; Malacostraca; Decapoda; Penaeidae. The record is from RefSeq and is a predicted model, not a curated record.